Molecule: messenger RNA, 1050 nt
Organism: Saccoglossus kowalevskii
Lineage: Eukaryota; Metazoa; Hemichordata; Enteropneusta; Harrimaniidae
Product: histamine H2 receptor pseudogene
Source: RefSeq, a predicted model, not a curated record
AUGGAUAACACCACGUACAUUUCUAACGAAGAGGCAGAUCUAUUUCCAAAUGAAGCCGCUAAGAUUGUGAGCAUAGUGACUCUAGCGGUUAUAAUAUUCCUCACCGUGGUUGGCAAUCUGCUGGUAAUAUUCAGCGUUAUCGUGUUUGCAAGACUGCAGACAGUUACUAACUAUUUUGUUACAAGCCUGGCGGUAGCAGACUUCCUUGUCGGCGCAGUCGUUUUGCCGUUCUCGACCGCGUACAUCUACAUUCAGGAAUGGUUUUACGGUGUUACUUGGUGCAAUCUCUGGGUUUCCAUAGAUGUGUGUGUGUGCACGGCUUCUGUGUUGAAUUUGUUCGCUAUCGCCGUGGAUAGAUAUAUCGCAAUAACGUCCCCGUUCCAGUAUCACAUACGGAUGUCGCCCCGUAAUGCUGCCGUAGCUAUAGCGUUCGUAUGGGUAGCCUCUGUUAUGAUGUCUGUCUUCCCGAUUAUGUCUGGUCUUAAUACCACUGACUACAACAUACAGAACAUAGACACUCCAAAUGCAUGCGGUUUCGAGACCAAUCCCUAUUACACUGUAAUUGUAGGGAUCUUGGCUUUCUGGAUUCCACUAAUCGGCAUGUGUUUAGUUUAUUUAUCGCUCUUUAGAACCGCUAGAACGCAAGCAAGGCGAAUCGCCGCCAUGGACAAAGCGGUGGCUGCGAACAACCCCAACGGCACGCAAGCGAAGAGGGAACGAAAGGCCGCUAAAACACUAGGCAUUAUAAUGGGUUGUUUCCUCGUGUGCUGGGGGCCAUAUAUCGUCUACUGGACUCUUAGUGACGUCUGUAAAAUUAAUGUAUCUUACGAUGGUUUGAACGCAAUGACAUGGAUGGGAUACCUGAACAGUACUCUUAAUCCGCUCAUUUACGCAUUUUUCAAUAAAGAAUUUCGACGGGCUUUUCAGAAACUUUUGUCUUGUGGCAAAUGCCAACAACUACCAAGUAAAUGGAAGGACACGGUGUUACACGAGCCAACACAACUAUCAAACGCGGGUGUACCUAUGCACAUACCGGUUUCGGAUUCAUGA